Rasamsonia emersonii CBS 393.64 is the source of this 2379-nucleotide messenger RNA. RefSeq lists its product as uncharacterized. The transcript is spliced from 2 exons. NCBI's taxonomy places the organism in Eukaryota, Fungi, Ascomycota, Eurotiomycetes, Eurotiales, Trichocomaceae. Bases 1 to 2379 code for a protein of 792 amino acids. The record is from RefSeq and is a predicted model, not a curated record.
AUGCCCAUCUUCCAGGACCCAGAUCGGGUGCUUUCAUCCCGCCAGCCCUGGCUCGAAGAGGAGCCCAGCAGCGGUGACGAUGACGACCGGGAGUCAUCUCUAUCACGAAAUUGGAAGGAAACAGAGACGAUGGACGUGGAUAUGAGUGGCACUUCUCCGGCAGAUCGCGAGACGAGCAACUACAGUCCGUCUCAUCGGCAGACCAGUGACCGUGGGGAGCUCAUUCAGUCUAUCAAGCGGGGGGAGAACCCAACUUGGGUUCCAAAUCGAUCGCUAGGAGGCUAUGUCGCCAAUCACCGUCGUUCCUCUCAAUCAUGGGUCCAAGCACUGCAAAAAUCGGAGAAUUCUCCGCCACAAGACCAUGAAGCUGAUUUGAAGGCUGAGAAGAAAGAACCCUUAGCCUCCGCGGCAGAGAUUGAGCGUCCGCGGUCCGCUCUCCAUUCAGGAGACUUCAGAGAGGGCUCAUCUCACUCAGACAGUCGAGACACAUCCCAUCGAGUCUUUGACAGUCAGCACGAGCCUCCAGAUUUCAGACGCUUCGGCUCCUCGCCCACGACGCCAUGGUAUAACCAUUCUUUCUCAUCUCCUUAUUCCAUCAAAGGAAUCGAGACAAGCCCACUAGCCGGACAAUCCGUUGUGCCAGUGUCCCGGUCGCGAGCACCUUCCAUGGGGUCAUUUUCGUCCAGCUAUGUUCUCAAAGCGCCUACGAGUCCGCUCGUCCAUCAAGCGAACAACACGGACCUCGAUUUCUCGCCCAAGGUUGACAAGAUGGAUCUCUCGACCAGUCCGGAGAAAAGUAAUCGUCGUCGAACCUUGCCCCCAGAGACCUUCCGGCAGUUACAGGGCUCCCCGCCGAGUCACUCUCGAGGUAUGACCUUGAGUCGGUCGUACGCAUCAGGAAGGCGAGAUGAUGCUUUCCAUUACCAAGCUCAUCAGCCACGGAGGUCGUUGACGUCGACGUACAGCCUCCAAUUGGCGUCUUCCCCUCAAACGCCGAUUCGGCCCCGGUGGCCUUCAUUUGCGUCGGAUCUAUCUCCGCUGCUCCAUGCUCCGAUGGUUGGCUCCUACGAAGAAUCCAUUCUCCGUGGCAGAAUGUCAACCACACCCUCAAAGCCACUCGAUUUCACCGCACAGAUCGGCGUCCUGGGCAAGGGGAAGUGUAAACCAAACUUGAGGUGCCCGCCUCAUGUUACCGUGCCCUUUCCUGCUGUCUUCUACAGCUAUCCGACCUCAGGGAACGGCCGAUCUAUUUCUGAUGACAGCCCUAGCCCUUAUGUGGGCUUGAUUGACCUGGAGAACUCACUCCCACCGGAUGUUUCGAGCGAGGAACGACGCCGUCAGCGGCAGAGCCCGCAAGAUGAUCGUCUCGAUGCUAGCUCGGAUGAUCCAGCAUAUCUGCAUGCCAGACCCACCGGAUCCAAUGACCAUCGCAAGCGCGAAAAGAAGUCAAGUCGGACAGAUUCACCGAAGGCUCCCCCGGGGGGUUGCUACCGAAUCCCCCAGAAGGGUCAAUUGCAGAUUGUGAUUAAAAAUCCAAACAAGACCGCUGUUAAGCUUUUCCUGGUUCCCUACGACCUCGAAGGCAUGGAGCCAGGGACAAAAACGUUCAUCCGGCAGAGGAGUUAUUCGGCGGGCCCGAUCAUCGAUAUGCCGUUGUCGGCGCGAAAGAAUCUGGGCACGGACCGCCCCGAAGCGUCGUUGAACGCGUCCGAGGAUCCCAAGGACAAACCGGUUCUGAGGUAUUUGAUACAUUUGAACAUCUGCUGUCCGGCCAAAGGCCGCUUCUACCUCUAUUCGACCAUCCGGGUCGUCUUUGCCAACCGGGUUCCCGAUGGCAAGGAGAAGCUCCGCAACGAGAUUCAGUAUCCCGAACCGCGGUACAGCCCUUAUAAACCGACGAAGGAGACAUCCAGCAGCAGUUCUGCAUCCCGGUCGGCGCUCGAAAAGGCAUUUCGUAGACGCAGCGGAGGACUCGGCUUCCCUGGAAGUAACCCUCUCGGAGACACCAUGACCCAUGUGCCGUCUCCGUAUCCUCACCAUUUUCCGUCUAGCUCCUCCGCCUCCAAGAUGGCGGCAAUUCCUUUUCCGCUGUCGUCUGGAUCGAGUGAAAAAGGAACAUCUGCCCUCGAAGACCAUAGUUCUGCAAAGGCUGGGGAGCCCUGGCGGAAGGAAAACACCCCGCUGUCUGAAGCAUCUCAUCCGGAAAUUCCUCACUCGGAAAGGACCGGGGAGCUGUACAGCAAACUCAGCAAAGGAGAUGCAGGCUACGGUGGAGGCUAUCCAUUCGGGUCUGCGUCUAGCGGUUUCGAGACAGGAGGAGGAGAAAGCUUGCUGGCCAAGAAAUUGAAGGAUUGGACAUGCAAAAACAAGGACGUAUAG